UUUUUCAUGUAUAAAAGAGUGUGGAGAAAUCAAUGGAGUGGUUAAUAUUUCAAAAGUUUUCAUUAGGUGAUAAUCGUGUGCUGAAAGGACGAAAUAUGUUAACUAUAAGGAGUUCAGCUUCCAUCAGUCUUAUUGUUUUAAUUUCAAUAUUUUCAAAUAACGCACAAAAUUUCCAACAAUUAGAUUACGAUGCAAUAGAUUAUGAUUGUGAAAUGGAAAAUUUCCAACCGUUUGACGAGACGGCAUCCAUACUUGACAUAAUUAGAUCGAAAAUCGAGUUUAUCGAAUGUGAUUUAUAUUGUCUUAUGCAGAGAACUUUUAUGUUUAAUGAAGCCGGUUAUAUAGACCCUGAUGGCUGCUUGGAAGUUGCUAGGAAUCACUUUGAAAGUGAAGAGGAUGUUUUAGUUGCAAUUUCUAUAUUCGAACAAUGCGCGAACUUAGUAGACGAACAGGACCUAUGUAAAUUUGCCAUGGAGUUUGCAAAUUGUUUAACAGAGUUUUUCCAGCAUAAUAAUUUAGAUUAAUAUACCUUCG
Molecule: messenger RNA, 534 nt
Organism: Teleopsis dalmanni
Lineage: Eukaryota; Metazoa; Arthropoda; Insecta; Diptera; Diopsidae
Exons: 4
Coding region: 33-524 (163 amino acids)
Molecular function (GO): odorant binding
Source: RefSeq, a predicted model, not a curated record